Copidosoma floridanum is the source of this 2088-nucleotide messenger RNA. Its product is annotated as phenoloxidase subunit 1-like. NCBI's taxonomy places the organism in Eukaryota, Metazoa, Arthropoda, Insecta, Hymenoptera, Encyrtidae. Gene Ontology annotation, molecular function: oxidoreductase activity. The record is from RefSeq and is a predicted model, not a curated record.
AUGGAGUUGCACCCCCAUCCAAGUACUGUACUAGCGCCCAACGUUCAACUUCGAAGAGUGGUCGAGCAAUUCGAUCUUUUGUUCGACCGUCCGGGUGAGCCUAUGUACACCCCAAAAGGCGAGGCGAGAAUCGGCAUCGAAGUUCCAUCAAAAUUUGUGCCCGAAGGUCUUAGACCAGCUGCGGCCGCAUCUGCUGCCAGUGCGUCUAGAACGGUGAGGGUACGUGAGAUAGCACUUCCCGACUUGUCUUACCCACUGUCCCUCCCUCGCACCGCUGUGUUUUCGUUGUUCAACCCCAUUCACAGGAAGAAGGCAAACCAUCUUCUGGCCGUCUUCUUAGCCUUGCGCACCUCCGAGGAUCUGUUCGAUGCCGCCGCUUCCAUCCGUGACCAAGUGAACCCUCAAAUGUUCGCUCAUGCCCUUUCCAUCGCUCUGCUGCAUCGUACGGACACAAAGGACAUCCCACUUCCUAAUUUCCCGGAAAACUUCCCGGACAAAUUCUUCGACAGUGCCGUCACCAAACAAGCCAGGGAUGAAGCCAACGUUAAACCAGUCGGUUUACGAAUCCCCCUAGAGAUUCCCAGAGACUGGACAGCUUCCGACAAAGAUCCCGAGCAUCUCGUGGCCUACUUCCGCGAGGAUGUGGGCAUCAACCUCCACCAUUGGCAUUGGCAUCUGGUUUACCCAUUCGACGGUCCCCGCGUCGUCGUUGACAAGGACAGGCGUGGCGAGCUCUUCUACUACAUGCACCACCAGAUCAUGGCAAGAUACGACUGCGAGCGUCUCUGCAACAACCUUCCUCGUGUGAAGCCUCUCGACGAAUUCCGCAAACCUAUUCCGGAAGCGUACUUCCCGAAAUUGGACGUCGUCAAUGCUGGUCGUGCCUGGCCUGCUAGACCAUCCAACAUGACGCUCAGCGAUGUCGACCGCGCCGUAGAUCUGGCCAAGGUCACCAUCACUGAUCUCGAAAAUUGGCACAGGAGCGUGAUGGCCGCCAUUAGGAGUAAGACGGUGACCAAUACCAAGGGCGAGAUCAUUCGUCUCGACGACAAGAAGGGUAUCGAUAUCAUUGGCAACAUGCUCGAAGCCAGUCCAGUUCUCAGUCCCAACUUGGAGCUCUACGGUGAUUUGCACAACCAGGGACACAACGUCAUUUCCCUUAUCCACGACCCGGAUCAUCGUUACCUGGAAAAUGUCAGCGUCAUGGGUGACAAUACCACCGCUAUGAGAGAUCCUGUCUUCUACAGAUGGCACAGCUACAUCGACAACCUUUUCAGGGCGUUCAAGGACGACACGACUCCUUACUCCAAGGAUGACCUUACCUUCCGUGGUGUUACCGUCACCCAACUUGGCAUUAGCUCGGGCAAUUCGAACCCCAACACCUUGAACACUCAUUGGUCCAUGGGUGACAUCAAUCUGUCCCGAGGUCUCGAUUUUGCUCCACGUGGAGCUGUCUUGGUUCGCGUGACCCAUCUCAAUCACGACGAAUUCUCCUACAAUAUUACCGUUAACAACACCAACAGCGCAACCGUUUGGGGAACGUGUCGUAUCUUCAUCGCGCCAAGACUUAACGAGAACAAGCAACCGUUGAACUUCAACGACCAGAGAUUCCUGGCCAUCGAGAUGGACAAGUUCACUGUCGAGCUAAAGAGAGGCCAGAACACAAUUACGAGGAAGUCGACCGAGUCCUCGAUCACCAUCCCCUACGACGCCAUAUUCCGUGAUCUGAACAAGGAUCGGCCGGACGAGAGCAACCAGGGAGCCAUAGCUCAGUACGCUUAUUGUGGAUGCGGCUGGCCGCAGUACAUGCUUGUGCCCCGAGGCACCACCGAAGGCUACCCUAUGGACCUGUUUGUCAUGAUCUCUGACUAUCAGAAAGACAAGGUCGAUCAAACACCACCAGAGGGCUGCCGUACCGGGCCCAGCUUCUGUGGACUCCGGGACCGCAAGUACCCGGACGCCCAAUCCAUGGGAUUCCCCUUCGAUCGGUGGGCAGCGGCCAAUAAGAUGGACGAUUUCCGUACUCCUAACAUGAUGACUCAGCAGAUAACCGUCAGAUACUCCGACACGGUCAAGCCGAGGAAAUAA